AAUUAGAACCAUACAUUCAACAACUCAUGUUACACACAUAUAUUCAUAUCCCAUAAACUAUAUCUUCCUUUUUACAAAUAUUUAUUUUAAUCCAAAUAUCUAACAAAAAAUGAGAAUAAUUCAACUCAACUCCCACAACCUAACUUCAUUAUUCUCAAAAUCCAACAAUUUCAAGAAUUCACUAAAAACCCCUCAUAAUAAUAAUCAUAUCAGUUUCUCCAAAGUUAAGAAAAUCAGAGCCGUCGAAACCGUAAGCGGCGCAGAAUCGGAAGCUGCACCAGCUGCAGUAGAAGAAAACCCUGCUGUCAAUUUCGCAUUCGUUAGCUCUGUGUUGCUGCCCGAUGGAACACCGGACGUGCAUUAUCGUACGGCUAGCGGAGGGCAGAAACUUAGGGAUAUAAUGCUGGAUAACAACAUUGAAUUGUAUGGACCAUAUUCUAGGCCUUUGCUAAACUGUGGUGGAGGAGGAACUUGUGCAACCUGCAUUGUUGAGGUUGUUGAUGGAAGGGAGUUACUAAGCCCUCGUACAGAUAAAGAGAAAGAAAAACUCAAAAGGAAUCCAAAAAAUUGGAGACUUGCUUGUCAGGCCACCGUUGGUCGACCGGAUUCCAAAGGACUGGUUGUGAUCCAACAACUUCCGGAAUGGAAAGCCCAUGAAUGGACUUAUGGAAAGGACCCUCCUGAGGACGAAAUUACUUAUAUUUAAUAUUUAAUAUAUAUUUAUAUUUGUUUAUAUUAGUUAAUUCUUAUUUAAUUUAAUAAAAAAAAACUCUUUUUUUAUUUCAUUAUCAGAGGAUAAACAAUCAAAUUAAAAGAAGGAAUAUGGAACUAUCAGAACAAAUAAUGUUUAUAACUAACAUUUUUUACUCUUUC
Molecule: messenger RNA, 873 nt
Organism: Erythranthe guttata (spotted monkey flower)
Lineage: Eukaryota; Viridiplantae; Streptophyta; Magnoliopsida; Lamiales; Phrymaceae
Gene: PNSB3
Product: NDH-dependent cyclic electron flow 1
Biological process (GO): P450-containing electron transport chain
Cellular component (GO): chloroplast thylakoid membrane
Molecular function (GO): electron transfer activity; 2 iron, 2 sulfur cluster binding
Source: RefSeq, a predicted model, not a curated record